AACGCACGGGAGUGAUACUAGUUGAAAGAAGAAGGGAAAGGAACCAGUCUGGCCCCAUUUUGUGUGCAUUUCGCUCGGUCCGGGUCCAAAUUACAAACCAAAUAAUGAAACACCGCUAGUCCUGGCGGAGGCUGAGGUAAACAGAACUCCUCAAGCUCGACCACAAUGGCGGAAACAAGACGGCUGAGAGGCCAUAAAGCGGCUGCCACGUGCUGUAUUGCUUCCCGGAGCCGCCCUGGUCUUAUUGCUACUGCGGCCGAGGAUGGCAAUGUUUGCUGGUUUGACAUGCGGUGCAAAGAUGCGGUUUUUACUAUGGAUGUUGCCAAUCAUAAUCCCAUUUCCUCGAUCUGUUUCAAGCCAGGCAAUGAAGAUAUAAUUUAUGCAUCGUCAGGAAAUGAAGUCAAGUGUUUCGAAGUGAAUAUGGGUAAUUCAUCAAAACAGCUGGAGAGCUACAAUUACAACAAGGAUGAAAUAAAUCAGAUUGCUUGCACUGUGAAUUCAUCAUUCCUUGCUGCUGCAGAUGAUAGUGGGGAUGUUAAGAUAGUUGACAUCCGUCAGCAAUGCCUUUAUAAAACUCUAAGAGCUGGUCAUACAAGUAUUUGUAGCAGUGUUCAAUUUGUUCCUUGGAAACCUUGGCAAGUCGUAACUGGUGGCCUUGAUUCAAAGCUUGUGGUAUGGGACUAUUCAAAGGGGCGACCUCAGAAGAUUGUGGACUUUGGCAUGCCCGAUGCAAGAAAUGAAGAGAAAACGGGCCAGUGUUUGAAUCCUGCGUUUGUCCAUGCGCUGGCACUUCCUGAAGUUGAUAUGGUGGAUAAAGUAGGGAAGAUUUGUGUGGCGGCUAAGGGUGAUGGCGUUGUUGAUAUUUUGAAUAUUGAUUCUGAUCUCAACUCUUCUUCUAAAUCAAAACGCUCUUCUAAUAAACCCAAGGACCCUUCCCAAGGGCAAAACUGGAGACUGGAUCACACUCUGGGAAGGCACACUGCUGCAGUUUCCUGCGUAGCAUUUUCGGUAUUUGGAGGAGAGAAGGGAAAGUUCAUAAUUUCUGGUGGGAACGACAAGCAAGUGAGGGUAUGGGAUUGGACAAAACUUGUUAUUAAUGAUGGAACAAACACCAGCAGCAACGAUCUUUUGAAUCUCCAAUUAAAUUUAAGCAGAAAAGUGAAUUGGCUCUGCACUGCGCCUACCGAUUCUGAUAAUCUGGUUGUGUGUGACACUUCCAAAGUGGUUAAGGUUUACACCAUUGCCUGAAUGCAUUUCGAAUUGUGUUAUUCCAAAUACAAAUAUGGGCCCCACCAAACUGCACGAAUACUAGAAAGGCAAGGAUGGAAGGCUGCAAUUGUUGUGGUAAGCCCAUUCGUUCCCCCCCAUUGUUAUGCUCAGGGUUGAUUGGAUUGGAUGCAAAUUAGUUAUAAGUGGCAAAUUAGUUAUUGUAAGGGGUAAAUUAGUAAGUACUGGAUGCAUUGGGUAUUGGGAAGAUAGAAAGGAUCUAUCAAAUCAUACCUCUUUCGCCGUUUUCAAUUAGAAGGCCGAUUUGCUUCUACCUCAUCAUAUUUCUUCUCUUCAGAAAAGCUUAUACAGAGUUCGAUAGCCUUUGAUUUUUAAGUAGUUGGACGCUAGAUUGAAGAAUGGCACUUCGAAAGACAUUCCAAGAAUUUGAAGACUAGUGGUGAAAAUGCAUCGUCCGUCAGUUUGCAGACAUUUACCAAUUCAGAAUUUUGUCUGUGUUUUGGGUUUUAUGGGUACAACUUGGUUGAGUUUCAAGAUUGUCUUGGAAUGUCGAUGAGGGUGGUGUACAAAAGGGUGGUGUUACCAAUUCGUUGUUGAAUCAAAAGAGGGUUGAACACAUGAAUUAGGCAUUAAACUUAUGGUGGCUAUGUUCUAUGACACAAGAGAAUUGUGUUUAAUGUUGUAUGACUAUUAAUGUUGCGUUUUGGAGAUGAAAGGAACAUGGAUCGCCACACGUCUAUUUCACACUAGGUUGCACAACGUCACGUGAUAGGCCGGUGCCACCUCCGGUACAGCCCAGUUUGAGCUACCGCCACCCAACCAGAGUUUACUAUUAG
This is a messenger RNA of Cuscuta campestris, 2063 nucleotides long. Lineage: Eukaryota; Viridiplantae; Streptophyta; Magnoliopsida; Solanales; Convolvulaceae. The record is from the annotation of a GenBank genome assembly.